Molecule: messenger RNA, 414 nt
Organism: Heterobasidion irregulare TC 32-1
Lineage: Eukaryota; Fungi; Basidiomycota; Agaricomycetes; Russulales; Bondarzewiaceae
Exons: 2
Coding region: 1-414 (137 amino acids)
Source: RefSeq, a predicted model, not a curated record
AUGGAUAACCAACAGGAAGUGGCUACCGCAGAGGUGCUCACAAACAGGGACUCCGAGACUCUCGCAGAGGCGCUCGGAGACAAAAGCUCCCCGAUCUUCAAAGAGUUGCUCCUCGAAAAGGACAAUCGUCUCCUCCGAAUGAUGUUCGAGCUUGCAAAAGAAAUCAAAGACAGUUACAAGACGUUGGACGAUACUCUUGAGGAAAGUGUUCAGAACGCCAUUGCGGGUAGUGUUUCCAACUUGUUGAAGGCGCUCGAAGAAGUGAAAAGCGAAUUGGCGUUGAUGAGGGAUGGACUUGCCGGUGUCAACGAGAGUGUUGACAAGCUGGCGGCUCAGAUCGGAAAGUGUCCUUGCAUCCAGAAUGAACCAGCUAGUGCGAAGGCCGCUGAGAACACCGUGAAUUUGGAGGCUUAG